Messenger RNA from Anopheles bellator, 2271 nucleotides. It is a transcript of the gene bi, whose product is annotated as optomotor-blind protein. The record is from RefSeq and is a predicted model, not a curated record. NCBI's taxonomy places the organism in Eukaryota, Metazoa, Arthropoda, Insecta, Diptera, Culicidae. The transcript has 10 exons. Gene Ontology annotation, biological process: regulation of transcription by RNA polymerase II; positive regulation of DNA-templated transcription; cell fate specification. The coding region runs from base 1 to 2271 and encodes 756 amino acids. Gene Ontology annotation, molecular function: DNA-binding transcription factor activity, RNA polymerase II-specific; RNA polymerase II cis-regulatory region sequence-specific DNA binding. Gene Ontology annotation, cellular component: nucleus.
AUGAGAUACGACGGCCAAGAACUGCUCCAAUCUGACGACUUCAGCAGGCCGGCGAAGGGAAUGGCCUAUCACCCAUUCCUGCAGCUCCCGCGACCGACUGACUUCAGCGUGUCCUCGCUGUUGACCGCGGGCUCGCCGCCGUCGCAGGGACCGCAGCAGAACUCGCCGGCCGCGGCCGCGGCGGCCGCCGCCGCGAUCAACAUGGCCGCCACCGCGGCCAGUGGUGGCGGUGGGGGCGGACCGCACGGCCCGGCCGGCGGCCACCCGUCGUACUUUCCGGCCGCCGCCCUAGCGGCCCUCUCCGGCGGCCACGGGGGCGGUGGUGGCCCGCCGCCUUCGCACCUGUACCCGGGCGGCCUGCUGCCCAAGCUGCCGCCGCACCACCCGCACCCGCACCACCCGCUCGGGACGGCGUACACGACGGCGGAGGACGUGGUGCUGGCGGCGGUGGCCGCCCACCAGCACCAUCCCGCCAUGCGGCCCCUGCGUGCCCUGCAGCCCGAGGACGACGGUGUCGUCGACGACCCGAAGGUGACGCUCGAGGGCAAGGAGCUGUGGGAGAAGUUCCACAAGCUCGGCACCGAGAUGGUCAUCACCAAGAGUGGCAGGCAAAUGUUCCCGCAGAUGAAGUUCCGGGUGUCGGGUCUGGACGCGAAAGCCAAGUACAUCCUGCUGCUGGACAUUGUGGCGGCCGACGACUACCGGUACAAGUUUCACAAUAGCCGGUGGAUGGUGGCGGGCAAGGCGGACCCGGAAAUGCCCAAACGCAUGUACAUCCAUCCGGACUCGCCGUCGACGGGGGAACAGUGGAUGCAGAAGGUGGUCUCGUUUCACAAGCUGAAACUCACCAACAACAUUAGUGAUAAGCACGGAUUUGUUGGCGAUGCCUCCACCGUUUGGACAAUCCUGAAUUCGAUGCACAAGUACCAGCCUAGAUUUCAUUUAGUUCGAGCGAAUGAUAUUCUGAAACUACCGUACUCGACGUUUCGUACCUACGUGUUUAAGGAAACCGAAUUCAUAGCCGUAACUGCAUAUCAGAAUGAGAAAAUAACGCAAUUGAAAAUAGAUAAUAAUCCUUUCGCGAAAGGAUUCCGUGAUACUGGUGCCGGCAAGCGGGAGAAGAAUACGGGUUUCAGUUGCUCCGCUUUCAGGCAGUCGCUGAUGGGGCAGCGGAGCUCGGACGGUGACAAGCUGAGCCCGAGCUCCGUCAGCUCCUCGCGGGGCCCCGCGGGGCUGGACCACCGAACGAAUAGCAUAUCAACGAUGGACGACGACGACAAGCUGCUGGACGUGGUCGGCCCCCCGCAGAGCCCGCUGCUGUCGCUCAGCCAGCAGAUGCACCACCACGCCUCAGGAUGGUUCAACUUCGAGGAUGUCCAGCGGGCGGAGGAAGCGAUGCGGAGGCGGCUGCAGGCGGACGAGAACGAGCGGGGGGACGGGAGCGAUUCGAACUGCUCGGACAGCGUGUCCGGGAGCACCGGUGCCUUUCGGCCGACGUCGGGCAGCCCGAAGGAGUCGUCGAGCAGCGCCGGCACCUCGUACCCGUCGCCCAACAUCUCCGUCGGCCCGCCGAUCCACCCGCCGCCCCACCUGCUGCCCUACCUGUACCCGCACGGGCUGUACCCGCCGCCGCACCUCUCGCUGCUGCACAACCCGGCGGCGGCCGCCGCCAUGAACCCGGGGCUCCUCUUCAACGCGCAGCUGGCGCUGGCUGCCCAGCACCCGGCCUUCUUCGGCCACUACUCGGGCCACUCGCCCACCUCGCCCCUGCACGGCCUCAAGGGCCACCGCUUCUCGCCCUACAGCCUACCGUCGGGGCUCGGGUCCGCGUUCGACGCCGUCACGCCCGGCUCCAACUCGGCCGGCGCCCGCAGCCUCAGCAGCAGCCCCCAGCAGCACCCGCCCCGGGCCGCCUCCAACUCGCCGCCGACGCGCCCCAUCAGCGUUUCGCCCACCCCGACCCCGCAUCCGACGUCCCCGACGACGGCCGACGCCAACGCGGCCGCCAACAUGCCACCUGCCCCUCAGUUGCCGCCCGGUGUGCCACUCGGUGCGCCACCAGCCCCUGCAGCCCCUCCAGCCCCUCCGCCGCCACCCACCAGCAUCCCACCCUCGAACUCACCGUCCGAGCUGAAGAGCAUCGAGAAGAUGGUGAACGGGUUGGAGGUGAAGCACAGCGUCAACGGGAGCGUCGGAGCGUCCGAACUGGCAAGCGAACAACUGUCGUCCUAUGAUUAUUGUCAACACGAACACGGACCGCAGCAGGUGUGA